UUAGCAAACAGUACUUGUACACAUACAUACUGUAAGUCAAUUUUAAUCAAUCAUACAGAGCGAGUCAUGAUACAGUGACGCACUGGUUGUUGCUUAAUAGUCUGUUGUCAUUGAGAGUACAGUAAUAUUUGACAGUGCAGAUUAAAAUCACAUAUUGCCUGCGAUGAAAAUAUAUAUUUUACUGCUGCUGGUCUCUUUCAGCUACUGUUGCCAUGCACAAAUUCAAGUCAUCAGAACUGAGACUGAAGCGAUGGACUUCAUUGUCAAUCAAGGAAACAUUUACCAGGCUAAAGCAGAAGAAUUACAAGCAAUAUUACAAGACUUUGUCUUAGAACCUUUGCUGUAUUCAACAGAAAAACAGUCAGAACCAAAGGGGUAUGGAUUGAAAGAACCAGGCUAUGUUACAAGUAAAGCACCUAAACAAUCUGAAACCACAAAAACUGCAAUAACAGGAAAAAUGACAGUAAAACCUACGACAAUAAUGACAGCGACAAAUGUAACAAUAGAGACUACAAUGAUGACAGUGACAAACACAACCAUGGAUGGUACAACAAUGAUUGUAACUGAAAUAACAGAGGAACCAGCAAGUACUCAGUGCAUCACAGACCUGGAAACAUUUGGAUCGGACAUUUUAGGAGAAGAACAUUACGCUCUGAUGAUGUUAGAUUCAUAUGGUAAGCUCCCACCUGGUAUACUCCAAGGUAAUAUAUUGUGGCUUGGACUUUACGAUCAAUGCUUAAAGCAAUCUAGAGAGGUCGAUGACCAUCAAUCACAUUUUACUGCACAAUACUGUUUAGCUUCAAUUACAAAAGAUAAAAAUCCACAACCUAUUCUUAAUGUUGGAGUAUGUGUUCCUGAUAGCUGCAACAGUGCUGAGUUGAUGGAAUAUUUGAAUGUAAUUGAUGAAUCAAAUAUUACUGUAUCUGUAAUGUGCCAUAAGGAAUUUGAUUAUUCAUCCGGCGCUAUAGCUUGUUUAACAUUGCUAGCGUUUCUGGGUUGUCUAAUACUUGUGGGAACAGCAACUGAAGCAUUCAACAAGUAUAAACAGUUUGAAAUUGAAAAUGAGGGAUUUGACAGGCUGGCAUCCACAAACCAACCAAUAUUGACUGAUAACGAACAGAUCAAAACCGUCCCUGUGAAUGGACAGAUUCGUGUUACAAAAUCUGAUGUGGGUGGGGAGAAUACACAUGGAUUUUUUAUUCAAUUUCUUCUUUGUUUUUCUUUGUUGACUAAUGGUAGUAAGAUUCUGAAGGCCAAACAAGGGGAAGGAAGUCUAGGAGCACUUAAUGGUUUUAGAGUCCUAAGCUUAUGGUGGGUGAUUUUGGGACAUAAUUAUGUAUUCGUUGCGACAAUAUUAAGUAAUCCAUCUAAAAUUCUUGAUGUACUUUCACGAUUCACAUUCCAGGCUAUUGGUAAUGCUACUUUUUCUGUUGAUUCCUUCUUCUUUCUCAGUGGCUUACUCAUAACUUACUUAACGUUAAAGUAUUUGCGAAACAAUAACGGUAAGCUGAACUGGGUGAUGUUCUAUGUCCACAGGUACCUCAGACUGACCCCUGUUUAUAUGCUGGUUAUAUUCAUCUUUACAACCCUAACACCACAUUUUACAACUGGACCAUUAUACUCUUUUGCUUUGGAUCCAAAUCCAGCUCCAGGUGUAGAGAAUCAAUUAACAUAUUGCCAAGAUUACUGGUGGACAAAUUUACUCUAUAUCAACAAUCUCUACCCCUCUAGUAUUGCAGAAGAAUGUCUGGCAUGGGGUUGGUACCUUGCUAAUGAUAUGCAAUUCUUUAUCAUCAGUCCCUUUGUUAUCUAUCUUCUCUAUCACUAUUUCUUUGCUGGGGCAGCUACUUGGUGCAUCCUUCUGCUAACAUGUUUCUCCAGUUUGAUAGGAGAAUCCAUCAAACAUGAUCUUACUACGGAGUCCUUCCCAACGGACCCCACCCAAAUAAAUUUUGUGAGCGAUUCAAUUUAUGUACAACCAUGGACCCGUAUUUCCCCGUACCUUGUUGGUAUGGCUGUGGGAUACAUAUUGUUCAAGUAUAGGGGGCGGGUUCGUAUGUCACUUACUAUGACCAUAUUGGCAUGGGUGACUGCAACUGUGAUUGGUCUUGCAGUUGUUUAUGGUCUCUAUGGCAACUUCCACGGCAACCAUCUCAGUAAAGCUGCUACGGUUGUUUAUAUCACUUUGUGCCGGUUUGCUUGGGCCAUUGCUCUUGCAUGGGUUGUAUUUGCAUGUACCACUGGGUAUGGUGGGCCAGUGAAUUCCCUGCUUUCCUGGUCAGUCUGGAUACCACUUUCCCGCAUCAGUUACUGCGCUUACCUUCUUCAUCCUAUCAUCAUGUUUGUCUUUUAUUUUUCCCUUCCAACUACAGCUUAUUUCUCGGAUUUAUUGAUGGUAUAUUUUUUCCUUGGAAAUCUUGUGAUAUCAUAUGCAGGCGCGUUUGUUUUAUCAGUAUGUGCAGAAGCACCAUUUAUGGCAUUGGAGAAAUUGAUCUUAAAAAGAGACAAGAGUGUGUAAAUUAUAGCCAUAUUUUUAUUCUUUACAUGAAUACACUUACACUUAAGAUAUAUUUUGGAAAAUAAUUAUUCUUAUUUUCUUUGUAUUUCCAAAAAACAUAUUUUUUU
This is a messenger RNA of Anneissia japonica, 2625 nucleotides long. Its product is annotated as nose resistant to fluoxetine protein 6-like. The record is from RefSeq and is a predicted model, not a curated record. Lineage: Eukaryota; Metazoa; Echinodermata; Crinoidea; Comatulida; Comatulidae. The coding region runs from base 164 to 2518 and encodes 784 amino acids. Gene Ontology annotation, molecular function: acyltransferase activity, transferring groups other than amino-acyl groups. The transcript is spliced from 2 exons.